Mercenaria mercenaria is the source of this 1059-nucleotide messenger RNA. RefSeq lists its product as uncharacterized. The transcript is spliced from 5 exons. The record is from RefSeq and is a predicted model, not a curated record. Bases 124 to 1059 code for a protein of 311 amino acids. Lineage: Eukaryota; Metazoa; Mollusca; Bivalvia; Venerida; Veneridae.
CCUAACUUGAAUAUUUACCCAGAGUGGAAGUACGUAAAAUGUCGGAUUAAACAGGCACCUUUCACUUGUUAACAAUGCUGAGAAUGAUUUCACAUUAAUGAUGUAGCCGAAACACCUGAUAUAAUGGCAACAGCUCAAACGAUAUGCUAUAGAAGUGAUUCUUAUAGAAACUGGGUUAGAGGGUCAGUUGGUCUAGGAUAUUUACAAGAAGGUCUACAAGUAUUCGCUGAAACUAUUGUCCAGACUGAACAUAGAAAUAUUUUACAAAGAAUCGGAAAAUGUGGAAAAUGUAGUAUAGAAAGUAUCAUGCCUGCUCACGCAAAACAAGGGCAUUGUAUUCAAAAGAACCGACGCAGAUGCAACUGCACAAAGAAAGGAAACAUAUACUGUGCAGUAUGCAGCAAAACGUAUGAUGAAAUCAUAAUACAGCAUCGGUUUAUUGAUCCAAACUGGGAGAUAGACUCAGCAGGUUUGUUUAGCGACCAUUGGCAAUUUGCAAAGUGCUUUAUGACAACAACAAAAAAAGAGUCAAAUAACACGGCAGCCGAGACGGAUGCUGCUUGCCUUUUGAGUAUUAUUAUAAACGGCAACUUCUUCCAGGCAGAACUCGAUACCAUCAUAGACGGCGAAAAUGAUAUAUUCAGUCAGGCAAAAAAAGUAAGAAAUGCCAUUUUGCAUAGUUCAAAGCUCGAGCUUACAGAGGACGAAGUUACUGAAUAUUUGAAAACAAUGAUCGAUGUAUUGCAAGACAGAAAGGUUCUUAUGAAUGACAAAGCAGCACAAACGGCUGUUACAAAGAUAACUUAUAUCAUGAAUACAAAAUUCGUUAUAACAACCGGGAUAGAAAAAAGUGCAAUUGAAAGUGCACAGAGAUCUAUCAAGGGAACUGGAGAAUUGUGUGAAAAUGGUUUAAAAGAGCUGACAUCACAAUCAUUAGCUGAAAUAUCACGAGCAAAAGAAGAUGCAAUAGAUGAAAUAGAGAAAAACAAGCCGAAAGAUCGUAAUGCAUCAGGCGCAGGCAUUGCCAUCGGACAGGAUACCAAGACAAAAGAACAAUAA